This is a messenger RNA of Pleurotus ostreatus (oyster mushroom), 750 nucleotides long. RefSeq lists its product as uncharacterized. The record is from RefSeq and is a predicted model, not a curated record. Bases 1 to 750 code for a protein of 249 amino acids. The transcript has a single exon. Lineage: Eukaryota; Fungi; Basidiomycota; Agaricomycetes; Agaricales; Pleurotaceae.
AUGUCAUUCAGGCCAUCUCUGCAAUUUACUCAGGGCAUUCCAUCUGGUCUCAGACAUAUCACCAUCUCUUCUCCAGACCUAGAUCACACUCUGGUCUGUUUCUUGGAGGCGCAACCGCAGCUUGAGUCGUUGUGGCUCGAUUGUCCCUCCCUCCACCGCAAAUCCCCGUUCUCCGCCUCACCGUGGCCCAAGCUCAAAUUCCUGACCAUCGACUACUCCGCGCUCCCACACUUCUUUCACCUCCCUGCUAGUGUAACUCACUUGGCCGUCCUCGAUAUUCCAGAACACACUCAUCCACGCCCUCCAAAACAAACCAGCUUUCUCGAAAACAUACGCGUGCUUUCGUGUCAUUCCUCCUUCAAUUCUAGAGUCCUCAUGGAACUAGUGGCAUCCUUGCCGAAUCUCGAAUGGAUAGAGAUUCGUGAAUCGAGACCCUAUCUUUGUAUAGUCGAACAAGGACUUUUCUCGGCCUUGGAGCCGGCUCCCAAGCUUCGCGGUAUCCGAUUCGCUCAUCAAGUCGUUCCUCCUCAUCACGGGCUCCUGUGGGAGGUCUACUUUAAUAUCGUAGAAUCUCUUCAGUUUGUCGAGUUUUACGAGGACCUUGGGGGGUUUCAGCGCUGGUACCGCCAUUCAGUGGAACCUGUACCAGUCCGGUGGAGGUGUCUGGCAGGCAACGAGUGGCUUUCUGACUGGGUGGAAGAUGUCGAUCAGAUUGUCAGGGAAGAACUUUUGCUAGAUGGGUUAUUUUAA